Messenger RNA from Peronospora matthiolae, 1413 nucleotides. Lineage: Eukaryota; Oomycota; Peronosporomycetes; Peronosporales; Peronosporaceae. The record is from the annotation of a GenBank genome assembly.
AUGCGCAUGAAACCUGUGGCCUUUAUGUGGGCGGUAUGCUUGCUUACGUCGGUACUAUUGGUUGCUGGACUCACCGUGCACGCUGAACAAGAGCAAGACCACGACCUGUGUCAGCUGCGUGAGAAUGGCUGUCGAUUCGAGCCACAUGAGUCGGGAUUCAUCACCCUUCCGAAUCGCGUAGAUGCCCACUACUUCUAUUGGUACUUUGAGUCGCGCAACGCAUCGAGCUUGGACCCGUUGAUCAUAUGGAUCCCGGGCGGUCCAGGUGGAGGUGGCGCUUACGGGUUGCUUGUCGAAAAUGGUCCAUGCACCCUGAACAGCGACCGCUCAACGACGUUCAACCCUUACUCAUGGACAGCUAGUGCCAACAUGGUGUGGUUGGACGCCCCUGUCAAUGGUGGUUUCUCGUACUCGACUGUCGGAGAAGAUGACGAACUGACUGAAGACCGCGUGGCUGAAAGUGUGUUUGAAUUCUUGCAGGAAUUUCUCAAGAAGCACGUGAAACAGCAAGGACGACAAGUUUACCUUGUCGGGGAGAGCUUCGGUGGACGUUUCGCGUUAUCGGCAGCACACUAUAUUUUAAAACAGCAAACCCGGCACUUGUUUGCCCCUGCCUCUCGUGCGUCCAUCCCUAUAAACCUCGGUGGAGUUGCCAUUGGUAACGGACUCAUUAAUCCAGUCGAAGCCGCCACGCACUUUGCCGACAUGGCGGCCAAUCGGUACAAGAUCAAACUCGUGGAUGACACCCAGCUAGAGUCGAUGCAGACGUCAGUCGGUCAGUGUCGAGAUCUACUCGAAAAAUGCCGGAAAGACACGUUUGCUUGUGAAGAAGCGGGGGCGGUUUGUUACCUCACCCAGCUGUCGCGGCUUCUUGAAGCCCACCGAAACCCAUACGACAUUCGACAAGAGUUCGAAACUUCAGCUUCGGACUCGGGCGCUUGCUUGCUUCGAGUGCCUGAUGUGAAAUGGUACUUGGACCUGCCAGUGGUCCGAAAGCACCUUGGGGUUCAGGACAUUCGCAGUGAAUGGAUUCCACUCAAUUUAACCAUCAACGACGCCUUCUUUGGAGAGCCAAGCUACGCAGCGUUCCGGUCCAUGGAUAAAGAGGUUUCGCAACUGUUGGAGGCAGGACUGCGUGUGUUGAUGUAUGCUGGCGACGCUGAUUUGUAUUGCAACAGCUACGGAAUCGAGGCAACUGCAACGAAUCUGCGUUGGUCCGGUGCUGCGGGUUUUAACAACACAAAUUCCCGUCGGUACACUAUCGCUUCACCUACGGCGCAUGUUGGAACCGUGCGCUCGUUCUCGCACCUGACGUACGUGAAAGUCUACAACGCGGGUCACAUGGUUCCGGCUGACCAACCUGAGGUGGCACUUGACAUGAUCACCAGAUUCGUUCGAAAUGAGGCAUUUUGA